UGGUUCAGAAGACCCAUCGAAUAAGGCUCGGUUGCUCGAAUGCCUUGAAGGUGUGUUGAACAAAGCACAGGACGCACCAAAGUCAAAGAAGGUGCGACCGGUCACCUUACGAGUGCAUUGCCUAAUUUAUGUGGUUCAACAUUCUAAUGCCAAAAACGCUGUUCUUUUCGAAGCUAUUGCGUUAAUUAUCCACAUGGAUAGCGAAGCGAACUUGCUUGUUCGUGCAUGUAAUCAGCUCGGCACAUUCCUUGCUCAUCGUGAAACAAAUCUCCGGUAUCUGGCGCUCGAAUCUAUGUGUCUCCUGGCUACAUCGGAGUUCUCUCAUGAAACUGUAAAGAAACAUCAGGAGACAAUCAUCAACAGUCUCAAGACUGAAAGGGAUGUUUCAGUACGCCAGCGUGCUGUUGAUCUCUUAUAUGCGAUGUGUGACCGAACAAACGCCAGUGAAAUUGUCUCAGAAAUGCUGGCUUAUCUCGAAACCGCAGAUUACUCCAUUAGAGAGGAAAUGGUAUUGAAAGUUGCUAUACUUGCUGAAAAGUAUGCAACAGAUUACACCUGGUAUGUUGAUGUUAUCCUGAAGUUGAUUCGCAUAGCUGGUGACUAUGUGUCAGAGGAAGUAUGGUAUCGAGUCAUCCAAAUUGUGGUCAAUCGUGAAGAUGUUCAAGGAUAUGCAGCGAAAACUGUGUUUGAAGCUCUUCAGAGACCUGCAUGUCACGAAAAUAUGGUCAAAGUAGGAGGAUAUAUCUUGGGAGAGUUUGGCAAUCUCAUAGCCGGAGAUCAGCGAUCGAGUCCACAGAUCCAGUUUGAACUGCUGCAUUCCAAGUUUCCACUAUGUAGCAUCGCUACCCGUUGUCUUCUAUUGACGACAUAUGUGAAAUUCUGCAAUCUCUUCCCUGAAAUAAAACACAUCAUACAGCAGGUUUAUCAAAUUGAUCACAACUUGAGAAAUCCUGACGCUGAACUGCAGCAGCGUGCUAUGGAGUACCUACAAAUGAGCAAGGUUGCUAGCCCUGAUGUUCUUGCCACGAUUCUCGAAGAAAUGCCGCCAUUUCCUGAGAAAGAAAGCAGCUUACUUGCAAAACUAAAGAAGAGUAAACCACAGGUUGAAGAGUUGGAAAACGUUGAAAAGGAGAGAAAAACUCGUCCCGCUGUGUCAUCCAAGCCUCUGGUACUCUUGUUGAUUUCUCGCAGCCUGGGGGAAACGGAGGAUCAAGGUCAAGAAAUAGUCGACUUUCACUUUCUUUCAAGCACGAAAUGUGGUUACUUGACGUUGGAAGCUAAUUUUGGGUCUUUCAGCUCACUUGUUGAUAUCUUCGGACAACCAGGGGCACAAGCUCCAACUCAAGCUCCUGUUGGUUCGCCUACUCCAGGAGAUGACAUGGACAUAGCGAAUAAGCAUGAUUAUCUU
Strongylus vulgaris is the source of this 1408-nucleotide messenger RNA. The record is from the annotation of a GenBank genome assembly. Lineage: Eukaryota; Metazoa; Nematoda; Chromadorea; Rhabditida; Strongylidae.